Molecule: messenger RNA, 1629 nt
Organism: Trametes versicolor FP-101664 SS1
Lineage: Eukaryota; Fungi; Basidiomycota; Agaricomycetes; Polyporales; Polyporaceae
Exons: 14
Coding region: 1-1629 (542 amino acids)
Source: RefSeq, a predicted model, not a curated record
AUGGCUAAUCAUUCCAAGAAUGCUACCACGAACACCACUAGCAUCGAAUGGGGCCCCUGCGACCCAGCCGUGAUCACCAACCCUGCGCUGACCUGUGCUUUCUUCGACAUCCCUCUGGACUACCAUGAUCCCUCCGCCGGGCAGGGCAGACUUGCGCUCGCCAAGAUGAACGCGACCGGCGAGCGUCGCGGCACCGCGUUCAUCAACCCGGGCGGCCCAGGGGGCUCAGGGCUAGCGACGCUGAACACCAUGGGGAGCCUCUUCAGCAGCCUUUCGGGCGGGCUCUUUGACAUCGUCAGCUGGGACCCGCGCGGGGUCGGGACGCUCACCAUACCCGGAGACAUCUUCUGCUUCGACAGCCCCGCCGAGUACGACGCGUUCUUUCAUGGGACCAUCGAGCUCACGGGCAUCGAGAUGACGGGGACCUUCUCCGACCCCGACGACGUGCGCGCGCUGCUCGCGCAGGCCCCAGGUAUGCAGGCGAAGUACGAGGAGCUCGGGCGGCGCUGCCUGCAGCAUCCGAGCGGGCGGUUCUUGCCGUAUGUGGGGACGGCGGCGACGGCGCGCGAUGUUGUUGCGAUGGCGGACGCGCUGGACGGGCCUGGGAGCUCGGUGAAUUAUUUCGGGUCGUCGUAUGGGUCGCUCCUGGGCCAGUGGCUUGUGAACAUGUUCCCUGAGCGUGCCGGACAAGUCAUCAUCGACGGUAUCAUCGAUCCGACGCUGCUUGCAAACCAAGAGACUCCGCCCAUGUGGGCAUUCCACCAGCUCGCCGACGCCGACAAGGCCUACGCAGGCUUCAUCACCGGCUGCGCGCUCGCCGGCCCCCAGGGCUGUUCGAUCUCCUCCGCUGAGGGACAUACCGCAGCGGACAUCGACACAACUAUUCAAGCCGUUCUCCAGCAGGCGCAUGAUGCCGCACGCAAGGACGCCUCUGUCCCGGUAACAUCGGCCAGCAUCCGCCAAGCUUUGUUUGCGGUAAUGCAAGCCCCUGCCGAGGCUGCGAGCUUCGCGAACACGACGUGGCCUACACUCGUCGCGGGCGUAGCGGCGGAGUCUGACGCCCAACAAUAUCUCGCCCCCCGUGGUAUGCGUUCUGUCCGACGCCAGGGCAGCGAGUUCCAGCAGAACGAGACGCGUUCUUUUACGGAGGAGGCGAUCCUGUGCGGAGACAGCAUUGACCCCCGUGGGACCAACAUGACGGAUGUGUUCGAGAUCAUCAUCUCUGCUUCGCGCAACACCUCCGAGAUGUUCAGCGCGGGGUGGCCUACUUCGUUCUACACGUGUCCGUUCUGGCCGGUGCGCGCCGUGGAGCGGUACUCGGGGCCGUUCAACAAGACGCUGGCUAACAAGGUGAUGGUCGUUGGUAACACGUUCGAUCCUCGUACCCCUCUUCCCGAAGCUGAGGCGGUGGUCGGGUUCUUGGGCGACAGUGCUACGCUUAUCCAGCAGCACGCGUUUGGGCAUACGUCUGUCUCGGAGCCGUCUCAGUGCCUCAACAGCCUCAUGUUUUUGUACUUCACGACCAACACGCUUCCAGAUGGCAACGACACGAUGUGCGAGGUGGACACAGACUUUGAGAUGUUCCCCGGGGUAAACACCCAGGCGAUCCUAGCGGCUAUGGCUUCAUAG